Yamadazyma jaroonii is the source of this 2085-nucleotide messenger RNA. Lineage: Eukaryota; Fungi; Ascomycota; Pichiomycetes; Serinales; Debaryomycetaceae. The record is from the annotation of a GenBank genome assembly.
AUGGAAGGAUUUAUUGACAUCACGAGUGAAAUAUUCGACUCUGUCAAUCAGAUAGCCAACAACAAGGUAGUCCAAAGUCCUUUGUUUGAUUUGCUCGAGGGUGCCAGGGCCAUAGAAGUGAGUAACAAGAAGUUAGAUACUGGUCUCAUUGAGUUAACUGAAGAAGAACUAAAUUUCAAUUGUUACGGAAAAGUCAAUAUCAAGCAAUGUAUUGGUAUUUUAAAUAAACUUCUUAGAAGUUUGAUGAGUUGGUUAGAUCACCUGUCCAUACCAGUAACACUUUUAAGUUGUAGAUAUGUUCAGGAAGUGGUCGAACAAUAUUUGAAAACUUCCAAAAUGACAGAAUUCGGUGAUGAUGGAUUUUCAAGGAUUUUAUCCAGUGCCGUUAAUGGGGUGGUCAAAUUCAUUGGAAUCAUGAUCACCGUUGGUAAUACUGUAUUGUAUGAAGAAGAGGAUAUCACCACAAGGGCCCUAGACAUGAAUUUUUUGAAUGAGAUCCUCAUUGAUGAAGUGAUUGAAAACUUAGAAAGAAGCAUCAAGAUCACUAAUGACCUUGUUAGUGCUGAUGAUUCUCACAAGCUUAUAUUGACCCAUCAAUUGAAAUUGAUUUUAUCUAUUGUUCAAUCACCAAUUUUGUUCAAUUUACAGAUCGAACUUUUCCAAGGAAAUCCCUACGAAUUCUUCAAUAUCAUCUUAGAAAAUGCUAUCGACACCGUAAAAUAUCUAAAUAAAAUCAAUUUCGAAGAAUUCGAGAAGGAAGUUCCUGUUGGCUGUUUCCUGAAAUACUGUCAGAAGAAGUUAAACAACCAUAAUAUUCCAGGAGAAUUAUACAUGAUUUCACAGGAAAGUACCAUGAAAAAUUUAGAGGAUAUCUUCCAACAACUUAAGAGUAUACUCAUCAAACUGACAAGCUUGAAAAACAUUGCAUGCUUGGAGAAUUGGCUAGACUAUGACGUCCAAUUACAAAUUAACAAAUAUCACGUUAUCACAAGAGGUUUCCUUCAAUUAUAUCUUAUAAGAGAUGAUCAGCUGAUACUUGGAUCUCCAACUUUCAAGUUGAGCCAUCUAAGUCUCGAAUUGAUGAAUAACUGCACACUUGCAAACACCGUUUAUUCUAGUAGAAACUGGAACAUUAACAUAAAUGAUUGUAAAAAACUUGACGAAGACUACAAUAAGAUUUUGAAUGAUUUGGACAUAAUAGCAUACCAACUUAUCAUAAUAAAGUGUAAUAACAGAUGUAGACAAAGACAAUUGAUAAACAAGAAUUUAAUAUUGUUAGAUUCCUUGCAAGUUAAUUGUGAAAAUUUCGAGAUUUCCAACUACAACCAAUUCAAGAUUAACGAUAAACUCAGCGACACUGAAGAGUUGAGUUUGCCUUUGACUUCCUUCGUCUACUUCAAGAAAUUGCAGCUCAUGAUUGAUUUCCUUUUGCUUGGAAUUGAAUUAGAAUUAUACAAUCUUGUAGAGAUUUAUUCUAUUUAUUGGUAUUCUAAUUAUUUGUUAAAACAUUUAUUGAACCAUUUUUCUACCAGAAUUAUUACCUUCAAUAACAACAAGUUGGUCAGAUUGAAUAACAAAAGAAAAAAAUUGAAGAAUGCCAGUCAAAAGAUUCAAAUCGAUAUGAAGCGCCAGCAAUUAAUAGAUGUGAUCAAACAUAAUCAGCAGCAAUUGGCCCAUUAUCAAUUGUUGUACAGAUUGACUGAUAAUGUAACCAAGAUUUUAAGAAAUCAUCACAUCGAAGGAAGAGCCAACUUUAGCGAAGUGCCAAAAGACUUUUUGAUCAAUUUUGAAAAAAUGUUCAGAUUGAGAUUCAAACCGUUCGAAUCAAUCGGGGUCCCUAAAAGUCUAACAUUUGAUGAAUAUUUGAUAUCGUUGAAAGAACCUGUGUCCUUGGACGCUGUAAUUAAAGAUUUGGAAUCAAUCAAACAGGAUUAUAAGUUCGAAGGGGUUGAGAACCAAAAUCAAUUGGAAUGGAUGAGGUCUUUGGUAAAAUCUAGUUUGAUGUAUCUUUUGCAUUUGAAUCUGGACCAGGAACUUCGAUCAUUAACUGAGGGAUACAAUCCUUAUUUUCCAAAUUUCAAGUAA